This is a messenger RNA of Tachyglossus aculeatus (Australian echidna), 3781 nucleotides long. It is a transcript of the gene LARS1, whose product is annotated as leucyl-tRNA synthetase 1. The coding region runs from base 75 to 3614 and encodes 1179 amino acids. Lineage: Eukaryota; Metazoa; Chordata; Mammalia; Monotremata; Tachyglossidae. The record is from RefSeq and is a predicted model, not a curated record. The transcript is spliced from 32 exons. Gene Ontology annotation, biological process: leucyl-tRNA aminoacylation. Gene Ontology annotation, molecular function: leucine-tRNA ligase activity; aminoacyl-tRNA deacylase activity; ATP binding.
CUUCACCCGGGCCUGCUUACUCCGCCCCUGUUAAGGCCUCCUUCGGGGUGGCCACCGGGCUGGCCAGCGGGGCGAUGGCGGAACGAAAGGGGACGGCCAAAGUAGACUUUCUGAAGAAAAUUGAAAAAGAAAUCCAACAGAAAUGGGACACUGACAAAGAAUUUGAAGUCGAUGCACCUGAUUCGGGAAGCCAGGCCAGUCUUCACAGCAAGGGAAAGUACUUUGUCACUUUCCCAUAUCCCUACAUGAAUGGACGGCUUCACUUGGGGCACACAUUUUCAUUAUCUAAAUGUGAGUUUGCGGUAGGCUAUCAGAAGUUAAAAGGAAAACGGUGCUUGUUCCCCUUUGGCCUACACUGUACGGGAAUGCCUAUUAAGGCAUGUGCUGAUAAAUUGAAAAGGGAAAUGGAGCUCUACGGUUGCCCCCCUGAAUUCCCCGAUGAAGAGGAGGAGGAGGAGGAAGCCGCUCUUAAAAAAGACGACGUGAUUAUCAAAGACAAAGCAAAAGGGAAGAAGAGUAAAGCAGCUGCCAAAGCUGGAUCUUCCAAGUACCAAUGGGGAAUCAUGAGAUCUCUUGGCCUAACGGAUGAAGAGAUCGUCAAAUUUUCAGAGGCGGAACACUGGCUCGAUUACUUUCCACCACUGGCUAUUCAAGAUCUGAAAGGCAUGGGGUUGAAGGUAGACUGGCGUCGUUCUUUCAUCACUACUGAUGUUAAUCCCUUCUAUGACUCCUUUGUUAGGUGGCAAUUUUUGACCCUGAGAGAAAGAAACAAAAUCAAAUUUGGGAAGAGGUAUACAAUUUAUUCUCCAAAAGAUGGGCAGCCGUGUAUGGAUCACGACAGACAAACUGGCGAGGGAGUUGGGCCCCAGGAAUACACUUUAAUAAAAAUGAAAGUGAUGGAACCCUAUCCCUCCAAAUUGAGUGGCCUGAAAGGGAAGAAUAUUUUCUUGGUGGCUGCAACUCUCAGACCCGAGACCAUGUUUGGACAGACGAACUGUUGGGUGCGCCCAGAUAUGAAGUAUAUUGGAUUUGAGACCGCGAACGGUGAUAUCUUCAUCUGUACCCAGAGAGCUGCCAGGAACAUGUCUUACCAGGGUUUUACCAAAGACAAUGGGGUGGUACCUGUGGUUAAAGAGCUAAUGGGAGAGGAAAUUCUUGGGGCAAACUUGUCGGCUCCUUUAACAUCAUACCAAGUGAUCUACGCUCUGCCGAUGCUCACAAUUAAAGAGGACAAAGGCACUGGGGUAGUCACAAGUGUCCCCUCUGAUUCGCCUGAUGAUAUUGCUGCAUUGAGAGACUUAAAGAAGAAGCAGGCUUUUAGAGGGAAGUAUGGAAUCAAAGAUGAAAUGGUCCUGCCUUUUGAGCCGAUACCAAUCAUUGAAAUCCCAGAACUUGGAAGCCUCCCUGCUCCAACUAUUUGUGAUGAACUGAAAAUCCAGAGCCAGAAUGACCGAGAAAAACUCGCAGAGGCCAAGGAGAGGGUCUAUCUGAAAGGAUUUUAUGAAGGUGUAAUGCUGGUGGAUGGAUUCAAAGGGCAGAAGGUUCAAGAUGUCAAGAAGACUAUUCAGAAGAAGAUGGUUGACAAUGGUGAAGCACUGAUCUACAUGGAGCCCGAGAAACAAGUGAUCUCUAGAUCUGCGGACGAAUGUGUCGUGGCUCUGUGCGAUCAGUGGUACUUAGAUUAUGGAGAGGAAUGCUGGAAGAAGCAGACAUCCCAGUGCUUGAGGGAUUUGGAGACAUUCUGUGACGAGACUCGGAGGAAUUUUGAAGCCACCCUAGCUUGGCUACAAGAACACGCCUGCUCCAGAACUUACGGUUUAGGUACCCGUUUGCCUUGGGACGAGCAGUGGCUCAUCGAAUCUCUCUCCGACUCCACUAUUUACAUGGCAUUUUAUACGGUCGCACACUUGCUGCAAGGGGGUCACUUGCGUGGACAAGGAGAAUCUCCUCUUGGCAUCAGGGCUGAGCAAAUGACAAAGGAAGUGUGGGAUUAUAUUUUCUUCAAGCAAGCUCCUUUCCCCAAGACCCAGAUUCCAAGAGGAAAGCUAGACCGAUUGAAGCAGGAGUUUGAAUCCUGGUAUCCCGUGGAUCUGCGAGUAUCGGGCAAGGAUCUCGUUCCCAACCACCUGUCGUACUACCUCUACAACCACGUGGCCAUGUGGCCCGAAGAGAGUGACAAAUGGCCGAUAGCUGUGAGAGCCAACGGACACCUCCUCCUGAAUUCUGAGAAGAUGUCGAAAUCCACUGGCAACUUUCUCACCCUCUCUCAAGCUAUUGACAAAUUUUCUGCCGAUGGCAUGCGCCUAGCCCUCGCCGACGCGGGUGACACCGUCGAAGAUGCCAAUUUUGUGGAAGCCAUGGCAGACGCUGGCAUUCUCCGCCUCUACACCUGGGUCGAGUGGGUAAAAGAAAUGAUGGCCAACCGGGACAGCCUUCGAAGCGGACCCGCCAGAACAUUCAAUGAUCGGGUCUUUGCUAGUGAAAUGAAUUUAGGCAUCAUAAGGACCGAUCAGAACUAUGAGAAAAUGAUGUUCAAAGAAGCCCUGAAAACCGGAUUUUUUGAGUUUCAGGCAGCAAAAGACAAAUACCGCGAAUUGGCAAUAGAGGGGAUGCACGGAGAUCUGGUGUUCCAGUUCAUUGAAGCUCAGACACUCCUUUUGUGUCCCAUCUGUCCUCAUUUGUGUGAGCACAUCUGGGCCCUCCUUGGAAAGCCGACCUCAAUCAUGAAAGCCACAUGGCCCGCGGCGGGCCCCGUGGAUGAAGUCUUGAUCCGCUCGUCCCAGUACCUCAUGGAGGUGGCUCACGACCUGCGGUUGCGCCUCAAGAACUACAUGCUGCCGGUGAAAGGAAAGAAGACUGACAAGCAGCCGCCCCAGAAGCCUUCCCACUGCACCGUUUACGUGGCCAAGAACUAUCCACCGUGGCAACACGUCACCCUGUUGGUCCUGCGCCGCCAUUUUGAGGCCAACGAAGGAAAACUUCCAGAUAACAAGGUGAUCGCCACUGAACUGGGUGCCAUGCCAGAGCUGAAAAAGUACAUGAAGAAGGUGAUGCCGUUUGUGGCCACGAUAAAGGAAAAUCUGGAGAAGACAGGACCCCGAGUUCUGGAUCUAGAGCUGGAAUUCGAUGAGCAGGCAGUGCUCAUGGAGAACAUCGUGUACCUCACCAAUUCCCUCGAGCUGGAUCAUAUUGAAAUCAAGUCUUCCUCCGAAGCGGAGGAUAAAAUCAAAGAGGAGUGCUGCCCUGGGAAACCUCUGAACGUGUUCAGAACAGAACCUGGGGUGUCUUUGCUUUUGGUGAACCCCCAGCCUUCCACUGGACACUUCUCUGCCACAGUCGAGGUGAGGCAAGGAGAUGGCAGAGAUGCGCUAAUCAGGCGCCUGAUGAAGAUGAACCGAGGGAUCAAAGACCUCUCCAAAGUGAAACUGAUGCGAUACGACGACCCCGUUCUGGGCCCACGACGCGUGCCCGUCCUGGGAAAAGAAGACCUGAACAAGACUGCAAUUUCCGAGCAAGCCGUUUUCCACGUGGACCUGGCCAACAAGAAAAUCCACCUCACGGAGAACGGGCUGAGGGCCGACGUCGGCGACACCAUCAUCUAUCUAGUGAAUUAAAGGGCAUACGGACCCGGAAUGCCGUUCGGCUUGGCCGAUCGGAUUCGGGAGAACCCCAGAGCGGACCGAGAGACGGGCAAUUCCUAAACACCGAAACGUGCACGUGAUGCCGCCUCGACCGUUUUUGAAACCCGGACGUAAUAAAGUGUAUUUUUUUUGUUUGGCUC